Molecule: messenger RNA, 1235 nt
Organism: Oryza brachyantha (malo sina)
Lineage: Eukaryota; Viridiplantae; Streptophyta; Magnoliopsida; Poales; Poaceae
Product: transcription factor MYB20
Exons: 2
Coding region: 144-980 (278 amino acids)
Source: RefSeq, a predicted model, not a curated record
UCCUCCCAAACUCGACCAUAAUUCAGACCUUGUUUCUUGUUUGUUGCUAGCAUUUUGCUGAUCUGAUUCGAUCGACUGCGAAUUCAUCAAAUUCAUCGAUAGCUAGGAAGCAGCAAGAAGUUGAGUUAGUAGCAGGAUAUAUAAUGGGGAGGCAGCCGUGCUGCGACAAGGUGGGGCUGAAGAAGGGGCCAUGGACGGCGGAGGAGGACCAGAAGCUCGUCAGCUUCCUCCUCAGCAACGGCCAGUGCUGCUGGCGCGCCGUCCCGAAGCUCGCCGGCCUCCUCCGCUGCGGCAAGAGCUGCCGCCUCCGGUGGACCAACUACCUCCGGCCGGACCUCAAGCGGGGCCUCCUCUCCGACGCCGAGGAGAAGAUCGUCGUCGACCUCCACGCCCAGCUGGGCAAUAGGUGGUCUAAGAUUGCGUCUCACUUGCCUGGGAGGACGGACAACGAGAUCAAGAACCACUGGAACACUCACAUCAAGAAGAAGCUCAAGAAAAUGGGGAUUGACCCUCUCACCCACAAGCCCCUCCCCGCCCCUCCGCCGCCGCACGAGUCGCUGGAGAAGAAGAAGAAGAAGGAGGAGGAGAACACGGCGGCUGGGGUGGUAGAGCAGCAGGACGACGACGACGGGUCGUUGGCCCAGCUCAGGGAGUCACCCGGAUUCUGCACCGACGAGGUGCCGAUGAUCCACCCGGACGAGAUCAUGGUGCCACUGUGCACGGCCGACGGUGUCUCGACGCCGACGCCGACGACGUCGUCGUCGUCCUCCUCCUCCUCAUCGACGACGACGAGCUGCGACGAGGACGUCCCGCUGCACCCCCCGAUCCUGGAGUGGCCGGACGACGCCAAGUGGCUGAUGGAGCUCGACGAGGUGAUCGCCGCGGCGGCGCCGCCGUCCCUUCUGUGGGACGACGACCUCCCACCGCUGCCUCUGCCGUCGCCGGCGGCGGUGUACGAGGAGCUAGACACGUUGGACUAGGAGAGGAGUGCGUUUGAGCAGGAGGCAGCAGCGUGGACGAACAAGCUUGAGCUCUUCUGAUCCAAUAAUCAAUUAUUAUUAACCCCCUGUAAAUUAUAUGUUUUACAGUGCUGAAUCAAUCAAUAAUUACCCAACUAAGCUGCAUGGACAGUUGUUUUCCUUGUGUCAACCACUGUCUAUGCUUGCCAUUCUGGUUAAUUAUUCCUUACUGAUGUGACAUGAUCAAUGUUCUCAGUUACAAACCAAUUCGAUCAC